AUAAGAAGUGCUGAGUAUAUCAUAUUGAGUUUCUGCAUUACUUCCUGUCAAUUUCAUUCAAUGACUGAAUAUUCUCCAAUUAACAGACCUUCAAAUCCAAACAACGAUGAAAAUUUUCAUGAAGAGUAUCCAAACAUAUGCAACACUUUAAGACAAUGUCCAGGAAAAUGUUGUAGUGAAAAGGCAUUGAAAAGUCGCCUUCCGAUUCUUGAGUGGCUUCCAAAGUACAGCACAUCAACAUUUUUUUGUGACAUUGUUGCGGGAAUAUCUGUGGGAUUGACAGUCAUCCCUCAAGGAAUCGCUUAUGGAAUUGUUGCCGGCUUACCUCCACAGUAUGGCUUAUAUAGCAGUUUUAUGGGAUGCUUUGUCUACACAAUUUUCGGCAGUUGUAAGGAUGUAUCGAUUGGACCUACAGCUAUCAUGUCAUUGAUGAUUUAUCCUUUUGUGGCUAAUUAUAGUUUAGAUUUUGCAAUUCUUGCAAACUUCCUGUGUGGCUGUGUCAUCCUUAUUCUGGGAGCACUAAAUUUAGGAUUUUUGAUUCAAUUUAUUAGUUCACCGACAAUCAUUGCAUUUACAGCAGCUGCAUCAAUAAUCAUCGGAAGUAGUCAAGUAAAGCCAUUGUUAGGAAUCAAAAGUGGCUCAGGAAGUGAAUUUGUACAAGUGUGGAAAAAUGUGUUUACCCAUCUCCAUGAAAUCAGAUACACAGACGCACUCUUUGGAUUAUUUUCGCUAGUUCUUCUGCUUUUGAUGAAAAAGCCCAAGUGCUUCUCAAGAUGGCCAUUACUCAGCAAAUAUUUGUCGUUGUCACGAAACGCAAUUGUUGUAAUUAUUGGUAUCAUUACUGCUUAUGUUUUCUACUUGAAUGGACAAGAACCAUUUAGACUUACUGGAGAUAUUAAGAAGGGUUUACCAGAUAUUGUAAUUCCACCAUUUAGCACUGAACUAAUUGGAAAACAUUACAACUUUCUUGAAAUGGUUGAAGUUUAUGGAUUGUCGCUGAUUACAAUUCCACUUGUGUCAAUCCUUGAAAUCAUUGCUAUAUCCAAGGCGUUCUCAAAGGGCAAAGUUGUGGAUGCUACUCAACAAAUGGUUGCUUUAGGCCUCUGCAACAUCGCAUCUUGUUUUUUUCAAUCAGUUCCUGUAACUGGGUCAUUUACAAGAACAGCAGUGAAUCACAAUUCAGGGGUAAAGACUACAUUUGGAGGUGUCAUUACUGGAAUCAUUGUCCUGCUAGCAUUAGGUUUACUUACCGGGACAUUCUACUUUAUUCCAAAAACAACUUUAGCUGCUGUAGUCAUAGCCGCAAUGAUUUCAAUGAUUGAAACCCACGAAAUACUUGAAAUUUACAGAACAAAAAGAAUGGACAUUAUUCCAUUUAUUGUCACAUUUGGAAUAAGUUUAUGGCUUGGACUUGAAUUUGGAAUUGUGGCAGGUGUUCUUGCUAACAUGAUUUUAAUUCUUUACAUGACAUCACGUCCGCGAAUCGAUUAUGAAACCGUACAGAUUAAUCACAUGAAUGUACUUGUUGUCAAUUUUGACCAAAGUUUGAACUACUUAUCAGCUGAAUAUUUUAAAACUUCAGUCGAGAGAAAGGUUAUUACAGAAUUUUCAAAUGUACAGCAUGUUUUCAUCAAUGGAAUGUCAAUUAACUACACUGUUGAUGUUACAGUCGUUAAAAAUCUAGUGGCAUUGGUUGAGGACUUAAAGGUAUGCAAUAAGAAUGUAUACUUUUGGAACUGGAGAAAGGAUGCAUUCCACUUAGUCAUUAGAUAUAAGCGAGGGCUUUAUGAUCUGUUUAAAUUUGGAAGCUCACUUGAUGAUAUUUUAAUGCAAAUAAUCAAACAAAGUGAGGAACAACGGCAACAUAAUGAAGAACAACAACAACUUGCUGACGUUACAACAGAUUCUUAAAGUAUUUAUGGUAUAAGUACAUAAAGUUUGGAAUCCUAUUAAGCGCAAAAAAUAAUUUUUCUAUGUAUUGGCUAGUCUUAUACCAAAAUGAUCAAAUAAACAUAUCAGACUCUUUGACUUUACUUAAA
Chironomus riparius is the source of this 2039-nucleotide messenger RNA. The record is from the annotation of a GenBank genome assembly. Lineage: Eukaryota; Metazoa; Arthropoda; Insecta; Diptera; Chironomidae.